AUGAAGGUCGAACGGCUCGACUACGCAGAUUUCCUGAGCGAAGCGCCCGACCGACAGGAGGCAUUUGGACAACACCUCUAUGCGGCCCUCUCACAAUUGGGCUUCGCGAAGAUCACCAACCAUCCUAUCCCUAAGGAUAUCAUUCUGGAACUAUUUUCCUGGGGCAAGGCAGUUCUGGAUCUAAAGGAAUCCUUCGACAUGGGGCCGAAGGACGACAACCUCUAUCCAAACAUUUGGUCCGAUGAGAGCGAUCUCCCGGGAUUCCGGGCCUUUAUGGAGAACUUUUACGCCCAGUGCGACGCAUUGCACCUGCAGCUGCUGUCGGUUAUUGCGCGAUCGAUGAAGCUGCCAGACCCAGACUCGUAUUUCGCAGCGCUGUGCGCCCAGAAUAGCAGCGAACUGCGCCUGAACCACUAUCCAGCCGUACCUCGCCGUGACCUUGAUCUCGAUCCCACGAAUGGAACAGGAAACAUGCGUAUCUCGAGCCAUACCGACUUUGGGACCAUCACUUUGCUUUUCCAAGACUCCGUUGGGGGCCUAGAGGUCGAGGACCAGACACAGCCAGGCCAGGGACAAUACCUGCCCGUCACAGCGGACAACUGUACCGAUAUCAUCAUUAAUGUGGGGGACUGCCUGCAGCGCUGGACUAACGACCGCCUGCGCUCGGCUAAUCACCGAGUAACCCUACCACGGGGUUUGGGAGACGGCGACGGCGAGGGCCUGGUGGACGAUCGAUACUCGAUUGCUUACUUUGGCAAACCGAGUCGUGAUGUCUCGGUUGGCACCUUAACAACAAUACUGCGCCCAAACGAGGACGCCAAGUACUGCGAAGAGAUGACAGCCUGGCAGUACAACCAAUCGCGCCUGCUGCAAACUUACUAG
Aspergillus mulundensis is the source of this 882-nucleotide messenger RNA. RefSeq lists its product as uncharacterized. The record is from RefSeq and is a predicted model, not a curated record. The coding region runs from base 1 to 882 and encodes 293 amino acids. Gene Ontology annotation, molecular function: dioxygenase activity. Lineage: Eukaryota; Fungi; Ascomycota; Eurotiomycetes; Eurotiales; Aspergillaceae. The transcript is spliced from 3 exons.